AUGGAAAGUCCAAUGUCUCAGGAUCAAAGAGUAGUUGACACCCCUGAGCCACUGGCAGGUGCUCAGCUAGAGCACAAUACUUCAGUGCUGUCCCCAAAUCCAACUUUCCAUAAGAAGCAUAUUCCCCCUAAGAUUUUGCUUCAUAUCAUCACAAAUCAGGCUGGUGGAGAGUUAGAAUCUCUCACACCUCAGAGGAAACUUUUGAACUCAAUUGACAAAGUUGAGAAAGUCAUAAUGGAGGAAUUGGGAAAACUGAAGAGGACCCCAAGUGCUAGGAAAGCUGAGAUGGAGAAAAGAGUUGGCACAUUAAUGUCAAUGCGGUGA
This is a messenger RNA of Pistacia vera, 324 nucleotides long. RefSeq names its product protein POLYCHOME-like. Gene Ontology annotation, cellular component: nucleus. Bases 1 to 324 code for a protein of 107 amino acids. Gene Ontology annotation, biological process: negative regulation of ubiquitin protein ligase activity; regulation of nuclear division. The record is from RefSeq and is a predicted model, not a curated record. The transcript has a single exon. NCBI's taxonomy places the organism in Eukaryota, Viridiplantae, Streptophyta, Magnoliopsida, Sapindales, Anacardiaceae.